Elephantulus edwardii (Cape elephant shrew) is the source of this 1875-nucleotide messenger RNA. It is a transcript of the gene SLC13A4, whose product is annotated as solute carrier family 13 (sodium/sulfate symporter), member 4. Lineage: Eukaryota; Metazoa; Chordata; Mammalia; Macroscelidea; Macroscelididae. Gene Ontology annotation, molecular function: transmembrane transporter activity. Bases 1 to 1875 code for a protein of 624 amino acids. Gene Ontology annotation, biological process: monoatomic anion transmembrane transport. The transcript is spliced from 16 exons. The record is from RefSeq and is a predicted model, not a curated record. Gene Ontology annotation, cellular component: membrane.
AUGGGCCUGCCCAAGGCCUUGCUGGGCGCCCGCAACCUCCUGCUGGUCAUCCUCGUCCCCCUCCUGCUGCUUCCGCUGCCCAUCCUGCACCCCAGCAGUGAGGCCGCGUGUGCGUACGUGCUGAUCGUCACGGCCGUGUACUGGGUGUCCGAGGCCGUGCCGCUCGGAGCUGCCGCCCUGGUGCCCGCCUUCCUCUACCCGUUCUUCGGAGUGCUGAAGUCCAGCGAGGUGGCUGCUGAGUACUUCAAGAACACCACGCUGCUGCUGGUGGGCGUCAUCUGCGUGGCGGCGGCCGUGGAGAAGUGGAACCUGCACAAACGCAUUGCUCUGCGCAUGGUCAUCAUGGCUGGGGCCAAGCCGGGCAUGCUGCUGCUAUGCUUCAUGAGCUGCACCACGCUGCUGUCCAUGUGGCUGUCCAAUACGUCCACCACCGCCAUGGUCAUGCCCAUCGUGGAAGCUGUGCUGCAGGAGCUGGUGGGCACCGAGGAGGAGCAGCUCGCAGCCGAGAGCACCAGCGCCGAGGAAGCCGAGCCUAUCAGUCUGGAUGAAAACAACCAGCCUUCUCUGGAGCUCAUCUUUGUCAAUGAAGAAACCUCCACAGCCAGCAUCACUUCUCAGGUGAACAAGAACCUGAAUGGUGUGCCCACGAUCACCAGCCCUAUACCUGCAGCAGCCCCUCAGGGCCAGAAGCCACCCUCGCCUCAGGAGCAGCGGCUUGUCCUGAGCCACGGCCCCCGGACCCAGGAGCUGAGCAAGAAGUACAGGUCCCAGCAUGACCAGAUGAUCUGCAAGUGCCUGUCCCUGAGCAUCUCCUAUGCAGCCACCAUCGGGGGUCUGACCACCAUCAUCGGCACCUCCACCAGCCUCAUCUUCCUGGAGCACUUCAACAACCAGUAUCCAGCCGCAGAGGUGGUCAACUUCGGGACGUGGUUCCUCUUCAGCUUCCCCAUCUCGCUCAUCACGCUGGUGGUCAGCUGGUUCUGGAUGCACUGGCUGUUUCUGGGCUGCAAUUUUAAAGAGACCUGCUCUCUGAGCAAGAAGAAGAAGACCAGGCGGGAAGAGCUGUCGGAGAAGAGGAUCCAGGCGGAGUACGAGAAGCUGGGUGACAUCAGCUACCCUGAGAUGGUGACCGGCUUCUUCUUUGUCCUGAUGACCGUGCUGUGGUUCACCCGGGAGCCCGGCUUCGUCCCCGGCUGGGAUUCCUUCUUUGAGAAGAAGGGCUACCGCACCGACGCCACGGUCUCCGUCUUCCUCGGCUUCCUGCUCUUCCUGAUCCCAGCCCGGAAGCCAAGCUUCAGGAAGAAGGAUAACGGGAACCCUGAGGGGCACUCACUGAGCCCAGAGCCCAUCAUCACGUGGAAGGACUUCCAGAAGACCAUGCCCUGGGAGAUUGUCAUCCUGGUGGGCGGGGGCUACGCCCUGGCUUCAGGCAGCAAGAGCUCCGGCCUAUCCUCCUGGAUCGGCCAUCAGAUGCUGUCCCUGAGCAGCCUCCCCCCGUGGGCCAUCACCCUGCUGGCCUGCAUCCUGGUGUCCAUUGUCACCGAGUUCGUGAGCAACCCGGCCACCAUCACCAUCUUCCUGCCCAUCCUGUGCAGCCUGUCAGAGACACUGCACAUUAACCCGCUCUAUACCCUGAUCCCUGUCACCAUGUGCAUCUCCUUUGCCGUGAUGCUGCCCGUGGGCAACCCCCCCAAUGCCAUCGUCUACAGCUACGGGCACUGCCAGAUCAAGGACAUGGUGAAAGCUGGCCUGGGCAUCAAUGUCAUUGGCCUGGUGAUUGUGAUGGUGGCCAUCAACACUUGGGGCGUCAGCCUCUUCCACCUGGACGCUUUCCCGGCCUGGGCUCAGGUCAGUAACGUCACGGACCAGGCCUAG